Molecule: messenger RNA, 2244 nt
Organism: Trichoderma gamsii
Lineage: Eukaryota; Fungi; Ascomycota; Sordariomycetes; Hypocreales; Hypocreaceae
Exons: 2
Coding region: 1-2244 (747 amino acids)
Biological process (GO): positive regulation of transcription by RNA polymerase II
Cellular component (GO): nucleus
Molecular function (GO): transcription cis-regulatory region binding; DNA-binding transcription factor activity, RNA polymerase II-specific; zinc ion binding
Source: RefSeq, a predicted model, not a curated record
AUGGAGCACACUCAGCGUAGAAGCUUUCACGGAUGCAUGACCUGCCGGAAACGCAAAGUCCGCUGCAAAGGAGGCAACCCGUGCCAAAACUGCAUCAAGCUAAAGGCAACAUGCGUCUCUUCGUUUGAUAGCAAUCUCCGAAUGUCACUGGGGAAUCCCCGGAGCAGCCAGAAACGCGACCUUCCAAGCACGCCUCGCCAGCAGCCAUCGCCGCCCAGCGUGAAAGCAGAUGCCUCUGGAGAAGCCAGUGACAGUCAGCAGCAGCAGCAUAACCCACCCGAUUUGGGUCACUCGCUUCCCUCGGCUACGUUGAAUUAUAUGGAUUUGGACAGUAAAUGGCCAACAGGAUCAAAUUCCCGCUCAGAAAAUUCACUGCCUCAACCCAACCUUCACUCUAUCAGCUAUGGGCUAGGCUUCGACAGCGGCCAGCCGUCCGAUGGUGACCUCGUUGGACUUGGUGGCUUUCACAUCUCAGAGAUAUCGGAUUUUGACUUCUCUUUUGAUCCCAUCUUUGACAGAGACAUAGAUUUCCCUAGUUGGUCAGAUGCGGCACUCACUGUGGAUAUCUUGGACCCUCCAGCUAUUACUAAGGAAAGCGAUGAUUCAGCGUCAUACCGCAACAAACGCUACAGAAGAAGCAGUUCACCAAUAGAUGCAGCUGAGACUCCUCCGCCAAACACGAACCAAGAGGCUGCUUACCUAGCUCAUUUUGAGCGCUGGAUCACCAGAUCUGGCUAUUCUCUCAAGGAAGAUGGCAAAGGAAACUAUCUGAGAUAUGUUCUCGACUACAUUCAGAGCGAGCACUGCAGCAGUGAAUCUCCUUUCCGAUAUGCAGUCUUGGCCUGGACAGCCAAGCAUUUGGCCAAAAUCUCCGUAUCGCACGACAAAACUUGGAAGUCCUACUAUGUUCGAGCAAUUGAUUCUCUCGGCCGCAUACCAUGCUGCGGCGACUCACGUAAAGCUUCAGAGACCAGGCCAACCCCAUCCAAUGGCCAAUCGGCUCUUUCAUCGAAAGCCGAAAUCACGAUAGCUUCUUUAUUGUUUCUUUGCAGGUGCGAUGUUCUAAACGGCAAUGCUACUCCAAUUCUUCGUCGCUUGGAUAGUUUCAAGGAGCACUUGACAUGCCACUUAAACGACGGUCCUCUCUCUGCCUUGGCAUGCAAGUUCCUCUUAUGGCUAUGCUACAUUGAUGUUCGCUUGAGAAUAUUCUCGACUCUGGCACCGCCAACCUAUGAUGGCAGAAACACUCCUAUAACCACACUGCUUGAUGCGCUGAUUCACCAUCCCAGCUACAACCAUAUCUUGUCACAUUCACAUUCUUACGCAUCCGAAACUUUUGGUCAGGCAUAUCCGCCCGAAGAGCUAGUACAAGAUGCGAAGAAGAUACCUAUUUCAGUACGAACUCACGAAACGUUCUGCCUCAUCUCCAAUAUGCUCCAAUACCGAUCGUGGAAAUAUCUGGCAGAGCAAAAGGCCGAUUUCCCUGUACAUCGGGAGCUAGCAGAAGCUAAAGAAGCAGCUAUAAAUCUCGAUAUAAGACGGAUGGAUACAGAAUUCGACCUUGCAAGAGCAACCAAUCCUGCUGCAAAUUCUUUAUGCGGCGUUAUUACGAGUGUUGGGCAUAACACCAUUGAGAGCAAUCGCGCCAGCCAUGCAGCCAAAGGUAUCGCGAAUUACGACUCGCUUCCACUCGCCGCAUCAUCUUCAACUACCGGCCAUGGUGUUACUUCCAAUGAUCGAGCCUCAUUACAAUGGCUGUCUUGCUACGCAGCAUUUUUGGCCGCCAAAGUGUUAUGGUCGCGAUUUCUAUACCCCACUAUCCGUAGCGAUUCGACUGCCGCGAUGGCAACGAGCAGGAUACUCAAGAUUGCUCUGCGGCUGCGGGAGAUCCAUCGUAAAGGCAUAUUGGCUUCUUCAAUUAAAAUACCUCGAGCGAUGCUAUGGCCUCUGCCUGUCUUCAUUGCGGGGAUAGAGACUACUGAUGAGAUAUACGCGGACUGGAUAUCGGAGUUUAUAGACGAGAUGGAUUCAUCGACGAAUAACGCGGCGAAAUGCCGAGGUUGCAAUCAUGGAGAACACACAGGCGCUUCGACAGAAGACAAGACGGGCGAUUUAAUCGACCAGAAGCUAAUAUUAUUGCUCAUGAAGCGGGUUCGAGAUAAGCAAGAUCUUUUGGGUUGUCGUGUGGAUGUUCAGGAAGUUAUGAGCGAGAUUAAAGGUGCUGAUGAUAUAUUUUUACUAUAG